Molecule: messenger RNA, 6374 nt
Organism: Bradysia coprophila
Lineage: Eukaryota; Metazoa; Arthropoda; Insecta; Diptera; Sciaridae
Gene: lgs
Product: BCL9 domain-containing protein legless
Source: RefSeq, a predicted model, not a curated record
UGAAUAGAACAUACAGACAAUGCAUUCCUGAUUCAUUUCUUUUCCAACAGAAAAAUUACUUAAAGACGCCAUAUUUUUAAAUGAAUGACAUUUAUUGUCGGCCGACAUAUAAUAUAAAUUCAAGUGCGUGAAUUGGAACGAUACUGGUGUGAUGGUGUGCGAUGGGAAAGUGUUUUUUUUGUAUUUGGCAUUAACCGCGAGUCGAUUUUUUCAUUCUGUUUAUUCAUUCCCAAACCAAAUGUAGAGUUUUUUGAAAUAAACAAUGAAAUGUAUUGGAUUGAGGAAUACAUUUAAUUGAAAUUUGUGAUCAAUUUGGAAAUGACGGUGUGGCGGAUGGAAAAUGGUGUAGCUGGUAAAAAAAAGGAUAAACGUGUGACCGCUUGAAAACGAAAAAGAAGAAGUUUUUUUUUGUGUCAAAGAGUGUUUUUGUGUUGAUUUGGGUCCGCUUAUGGAUUUUUUUUCUCUUCUUUAAGUGCGAAUGUGCCAUUGUUGAAAGGGAUCGGUGCUAGUUUUGGUUGAAUUUUACAACGUAACCAAAAAACAAACACGUAAUUUGAGAUAACAAAAUCAAAUUUGUCAAUGAAAUCUUUGUGAAUUGGAUUUUUGUUUUGUGUUCAUAUCUACGGAUGGAUAGAAGAGGUUUUUUAAUGUUGCGUCAACUCAGGCAGGCCGCGUUAUAUUCAUAAACACACACACUGUACCAUUCUACAAAAAAAACACACAUUUUCUGUGGAAUUUAGUUAUUUAUUUAUUUGUGGACAUAUUUGUUGUGACAAUCAGUUCUUCGAAACUGCAAUUUUUACGGAAAUUGUGUGAUUAUAAUUAUAAUGUUGUGGUGUUUGUGAUUUGAGAUUAAUAAGCAACAAGAAUUUACAUUGGCAUUGUAGGUGAGAUAAAUUUUUUUAUAAAAAAAACGAGUGUAAUUACAGUGGACAUUGUGAAAGCGCACUACGUCAAGAUAAAUUCAAUUUACAUUCGUCUUGUGAACGAUUUGAAAUUAAAAUGUCUACCACCGAUGAGCCCAAUCUGUUAUGAGGGUCGGCAGCAUUCAAAACUUACGAAAUAAAUAAAAUGAUAAAAGAAAAGUCAGAUCGAUUUGCAUCAACAUCAUCAGCAACCUCAUCAACGACAGAUUCAAUAGCGGCAACAUCAGUAACACCUCCACUAACAACAACAACAACAUCAUCGUCAUCAUCACCAACGACACCAGGAACAACUGGUACAAUCAAUUUGGGCCAAACAGCAAUCGAUGGUGGUGCAUUGAGUUCAUCAACAUUGUCCAAAUCACCCGGCACAACAUCAACUGGGAUUGGCAGUAGUGGACAAUCGCCGUCAGCAACUAAAGCAACAACAAAUAAUAAUAGCAGCAAUGCAACUGGCAUCAAUACGACAAAUAGCUCAACAGUGCCAAAUAAUACAGCUUCAGGAGUAUCACCACCGCAUUCAUCAUCAUCAUCGACCUCCAGUUCAAAUUCAACUACAAAACAUUCACCUACACAUCAGCUAUCCAAUAAAGAGAAGGACAGCCAGUCGCCAAUAACACCGACAGUGUCAUCACUUAUGCCUACAAUUAAGGACGAGCCAAUAUCAUCUGAUUCACUAAUGGGAAAUGGUGACGAUAUGUGUGCUUUGCAAGCGGAUCAAAUUAAACGGGAAUCAGAUGGCGGUCCGAACGCCACACAAUCGUCAGCCACGUUGCCGUCAGGCGGCAGUUUAAAGGAUAAUUCUAGACUAAAUAAAAAUGGAGUUGGUGCAGCUAGUGGCGGUAUUAUUGGAUCAACGAAUACGGGAUCAGUGCCGGGAGGAUAUGAGAAAGGUACCAGAUCACCAUUGAGCGAAGCUCGCAUCAAAGAGGAACUCACAUCUCUAAGCGGCGGUCCUCAAACAUGCAAUCUGUCACUGGUAAAAAUGGAAACACCAACCGGAUCAGAAUCAAUUGAUUAUCAAUCACAACAACAAAUUCCGCCAAUGGAUCAAUCAUCGAACAGAAUGACUCGAGAUGGUAAUUCGCCAACAGAUAGCAAUUCAGGUAAUACAAAUGCUGGCGGACAACCGGUGCCAUCAAAUGUUAUGACGAAACAAUCGGGCAGCAGUGGAAUGGAGUACAUGCAGACCCAAAAUCACAUUUUUGUGUUCUCAACAACGCUGGCCAACAAGAGUGCUGAAGCUGUAAUGACGAGUCAAUAUGCAUCAAUCAUUGCAUAUCAUUGUGCACAACCUGGGUCAAAGAAAUUUCUAGAAAAACAUCCACUCAAGCAGUCUCAAUUUAAUCGACAAAAUCCGGCCCAAUGGCUGAACAAUAUAUCCAUAAUGAAAUCAAAGUCAAAUAUUCGUGGACCAUCGAUGGGUGGAAGCAAUAGUGGUCCCAUGGCCAUGCAACAACAGAGUCAUUUGUCGGGCGUCGGUUUUCAAGGAGGCGGUUCAACCGGUAGUAUUCAGGAUGAUAUGAUGUCGAAUCCCGAUAAUGAUCUCCUAUCAUCGUGGGACGAUGCAAGCUCCCAUCACAAUAUCGGCCUGGACGUAUUGUCAAAUGGAGCCACGAAUGCAGGUCUAUCAAACACAACAUCAUCGACAAGCAAUACUUCCGCAUCGGCUGUCGCGUCAGCUGCAUCACUUCUCUCCGAUUCGACUGGUUUAGAUGUUAACAAUUUAGUACCUGGAUCACCAUUACCAAGUGGUCGUAUUGGCAGCAAUAAUUUAUCUCUUGGCCCUGUCAUGCAACAACAGCAGCAGCAAAGUCCUACGACAAUUGUGAAUAGUGGUCCGGGAUCAUUAGGAUCAACAAGUCCUGGCUUGGGUGGUAUGACGCCUUCACUGCAAGGCGUUAAAGUACCAGAUGCUAAUUUAACGCCGCAACAACGGCAGCAUCGCGAAGAACAGCUGGCAAAAUUGAAGGAAAUGAAUUGCUUGUUGUUCCCCGAGCACAUGCCUGGUGAUUGUCAAAUCAAUGAUGCGGAUCCACAAGGUCCUGGAAGUGGUGGACCACCUCCAUGUAAAAUGCAGCAAUUAUCGGCACCAUCCGGACCCACACGCGGUGGAAACGUACCUAAUAUGGGAGGCGGUUCUGCUGGCCAAAUGUCUGGCGGUCCAGGAUGUACACAAAUGCCACCGAAUAUGAGUCCGGGAAAUCACAUGUCAGGAAUGCCUGGUUCAAUGGCAUUCAAUAAUAUGUCAAUGGUAUCCGGAAUGAGUAACAGUGGUCCAAUUAACGAAGGGCCACAUUGUGGUGGUCCUGGAGGAAUGAUGCAAUCAAAUUUAAUGUCAAAUAUGGGAUCAGGACCACAUCAGCAAAUGAUGGGGAAUAUGAAUAUGCCUCACAUGGGAGGCCCAAGAGCGCAUCUAUCACAGCAACACCAGCAACAAAUGAUGAAUCAGCCUCAAAUGGGCGGAAUGAAUUCAUGUAUGCUUCCAAUGGGACCCGGCGGAAUGAUGAACCAAAAACAAAUGAUGGCUGGACCUGGUGGUCAAACUGUGCAAGCACAAAUGGAGUGGAAUAAACUGCAACACCAGUUUUUCGAGGAACGCAAAGUAGACGAUCAUCGAAUGGAUGGUGGACGCAGCGGGCAUAUGCAAUCAGAGCGAGAACGAAUGAUGCAUGCUGAACGCAUGUUUCAGAUGAAUAUGGGUGGACCACCGAUGGGUGGAGGAAUGAUGCCAGGCAAUCGACAAAUGCCUGGCUCCAUUCGACAUCCUAAUCAGCAACAGCAACAAUUUCACCAACAACAGCAACAUCUUCAUCAUCAACAACAACAACAACAGGGAUCACGUUUACAAGGUCCCCCACCGCCUUAUCAUCAAACUCAACGUUCUGCAUCGGUACCCAUAGCUACGCAAAGUCCAAAUCCUAGUAGUCCAACAAAUAAUCCAACAUCAAAUUUGUCGUUGCCAUCUCCUCGCGCUGGUUCGGCUUUAAAUUCGCCAGCAGCUGACGCUACAAGGCAACAACAACCAACAUUUAAACAUCUCGGUCAAAGUCCUACAUCGAUUGAUUCACCCGUGCCACAACAGAGGCCAGUGAAUCACAGUAACCCCAGUACACCGAUAUCAUCUCAUUUAUCUCCAAAUGCUAGUCUUAAGGAUCUUGAAAUGGCUGCCGGUCAACAUUUGCCUGGUAAAGAGCCAAAUUUAAUGCCAGUGCCAUCACCACAACAAAUUCAGUACUUGAAUGCUUUUGAAGGUCAGGAGUUAACCAUCCAAAAGCAAGCCAACACAAGUCUCAAGGAUAACAAUAAUGGUCAACAACACCAUCAAUCAAUGCAAGGUGGCCACGCUGAGAAUCGACUGUCGGGAUCCAAUACACCCUUAACACCAUCAACGAGUUCAAUAGAACCGAGAUUUCCCCCAACACCUGGAACUACAAACCCUUCUGGAGGUGUGAGUAGUGGUGGUGCUCAAGCUGGCUCAACAUUUCCCAUACCGUCGAGUCCUCAGACACCAACAACAGUGACAACGAAUCCAUCGUCAGUACCAAACCCAGCUGAAAAAAAUCAACGAAUUGGAUCAUCUGGUCCCAGUCCUCAAGGAUCUCGCACACCGUCACUGAGUGGAGAUUCAACUUGCCCAACAACAAUGUCUUCUGUUGAUCACUCAUCCCGAUUUCCUCCAUCCAGUCCUAACAUGAACUUCUCACCGGCUUCGCAGCAGCAAUCUGGUAUGAAAAUGGGAAAUUUCAUGGACAUGUCACCUACAGGGAAAAUGUCGGCCGAUUCACCGGCCGUUCAAACAUUUCCCUCAUGUGGCCGAACUGAUAACUUGCCAUUGAAUCCAAACAGUAAUGCUCCAACACCAACAAAAACUUCACAUUUCGAUCCCAUAUCGUCACUGACCCAAAUGUCGCAACAAUUGACAAACAGUACGCCGAACUCGAUGAACGGUCAACAAGGUGUUGGUGCGGGAAUGAUGAGCGGUGGACCAUUUAACCAUGGCAUGAUGCCAAAUGAAAUUGGAGCGAUGAGCCAUCCACAACAACAGCAACAACAGAACCAACAGCAGCAACAACAGCAGCAGCAGCAGCAGCAGCAACAACAACAACAUCAAUCUGAAGGUCCAAUCGGACCAAUGCUUGGUGGAGGUGGCAUGGAUUGUGGCAUGGGAAUGGGAAUGGGACAGAUGGCGCCUGGACAGUUUAAUAAUCCAAAUAGCAUGGCUGGUGGAGGUCCCAAUUCACGUUCAAUGUCGCCGAGAAUGAGUGGACCGAUGAUGAAUUACGGUCAACCGAAUAUGAUGGGUCCAGGAAUGAAUCGCAUGUUGGGUCGACCGCCAAUGGGAGCGGGUGGUCCAUACAAUGGCGCAAAUAUACAAGUAAAAGCCAGCGCUCCAAACACAAUUCAAUAUUUGCCGAAUCGACCACAAGUGGGAAAUUCAAAUCCUCGCGGACCACCCAGUAUUGAAUUUCUACAAAAACUCACCCAUCCAAUUAAUCAAGGCGAUGGUGGUAAAAUGGGUCCACAGCAAAUGGGUCCAUUUUAUUCGAAUUGUCAAAUGGGUCCGAAUGGACCUCCAAACGAUAUGAGAUUGAGUGGCAUGAAUCCGCACAUGGACGGUGGAAUGGGUGACGGUCCAAUGGGCCCAAUGGGUCCAAUGGGACCGAUGGGACCUGGCGGUCCAGCUGGUCACAUGAUGGGACAACAGAUGAUGAUGCGUGGCAUUCGGCAAGGAAAUCAAGGAAAUUUCAUGAGAAUGCCCGGUCCGCCACAUCCACAUAUGAUGGGCAAUCAUCCGUUUAAUGGUCCCGAUGGAAUGUUUCCGCCCGGAGGACCGAAUUCACAAAUGUUUCCUGGCGGGCCGAAGGGAGGACCAAUGAAUGCUGGCGGACCGCCAGACACAACACAACCGUUGCCGCCAUCAAUGGGACAAGGUGGACCUCCAUUUAAAUCGCAAUUUAUUGGGCCGACAACCGGUGAUCCAAAUUAUGCGCAACAAUAUCACAAUUUUCAACAGCAGUUGUAUGCAAUCAAUCCUCGAAGUCAAUUGAAUAACCAAGGACAUGGUCAAAAUCCAAAUCAGUCAUUUUUCGUGCCCAAAUAAUAUUACGACAUGCGAGAGAGAUUCUUUUAAUUUUGUAAUUUUUGUUCUUAAAAACAAAUUUGUCGUCUUUUUAGUUCUGUUUUACUGCUUAGAAUGUCGUGUCUAUUAUUGAUUUUAUUAUCGGAGUCGAAUUAGUUUAAUAAAUCUCUCUCCUCUCAUUCUCUCUUUUAGUGUUUAUCGCGGAUAGUGGAAGAGACACUGACCUGUAAUUUUCGGCUUACGAAACAAAUUACUUAAUUUACAAAAUUUUUAAAUUUUUAUUGAUUAGUUUAAGCGAUUCUGUGACUGUGUUGAUUGAAGUGCUAUAGAUCUCCUAAUUCAAUGACGAGGCAGCUGAAUGAAGAUUU